Solanum stenotomum is the source of this 1017-nucleotide messenger RNA. Its product is annotated as ethylene-responsive transcription factor ERF086. Bases 1 to 1017 code for a protein of 338 amino acids. Gene Ontology annotation, molecular function: DNA binding; DNA-binding transcription factor activity. NCBI's taxonomy places the organism in Eukaryota, Viridiplantae, Streptophyta, Magnoliopsida, Solanales, Solanaceae. The transcript has a single exon. Gene Ontology annotation, biological process: regulation of DNA-templated transcription. The record is from RefSeq and is a predicted model, not a curated record.
AUGUCUUCUUCUUCUAAUAAUAAUUCCACACCUGCAAUAUCAUCAGAUAAUCAAUUACCAUUUGGGAUGUUCGAACCAAUCCGAACACCAACAGGUUAUUCUUGGUUACAACGUAACACAGCCAUAUGUCAGCCGAGCGAGAAACGAGGACGUCGUAAGCAAACCGAGCCCGGUCGGUUCCUUGGAGUAAGACGUAGGCCGUGGGGUCGUUAUGCGGCAGAAAUCCGUGACCCCACGACUAAAGAAAGACAUUGGCUUGGAACGUUUGAUACCGCUCAAGAAGCUGCUUUGGCUUACGAUAGAGCGGCACUUUCUAUGAAAGGCACUCAAGCUAGGACUAAUUUUAUUUACACUAGUGAUAGUGCUAAUACUAAUUUCCCUUCACUUAUUUCACCUUUUGAACAUGUCCAAAACAUGUUGAACCCUAAUACACAUUUCAACUUCAAUACUCCUAUGAGUAACAACAACGUUAUCAAGAACACCAAGACUAAAAUCAUCACCACCACCACCAAUUCUGAUGAGUCAUCGUCGUAUGGCUCAUCACCUAACGAGAACAACAACUUCGUCUUUUUAAGUGAUGACGAUAACAUGAAUAAUACAAAUUCAGGUUAUUUAUUAGAUUGCAUUGUUCCCGAUAGCUGCUUGAAACCACCACCACAACAACCUUCUUCUACUCCUCAGAGUAAAAUGAUCAUAAAAAAUCGUGAAGAAGAGAACAAUGAUCUUCAAAACACUUUUUAUGGUACUAAUGGAUUCUUCGAUGAAGAAAAAUACAUGUCGUCAUGGGAGAGUACUUGUGAGUUAUCAGCCAUGACGAUGAUGAAUAAUAGCAACAUGAAUCAAAUGAUGGAUGACGUGGCAACUGGAAGUUAUUAUUAUCCAAAUAUGGAGAUUAAUAAUGCAGCUAAUUUUGAUCAUAAUAAUGAUCAGCUGAUGAUGAUGCCUAAUCAUGAAACUACUAAUGCUGCUGCUACUACUUUUGGUGAUGUUGAAUUUGGAUACACUACUCUAUUUUGA